UUAGAUAGGAGGAAUGUUUGGUUUGUUUUCAGGACAACCAGCCCAUCUAAGCAGAAAUAUUUGAAAAUGAGUCGUCAAAACACAUCUCCAUCAAAUGGAUCAUCACUACCGAUGACUUCGUCUGAGAAACAGGUUGAAAACCAAGCAAAGUUUUGUCAAGCUCGUGUCGGUCAGACAGAAAAACACCUAGGUCUGCUAUGUGAAACAGUCGGCUCCAUGAACAGAAAAUCAGCAAAAAUGAGAGACAAGGGUGAUAUCCUGGCAAAGCAGUUGAUUGACUACGCAAAGAGUGAAGACAUUAGUCACUCACUAAAGAACGGCUUGUUACACUUCUCAGAAAACUUGUCUGCCAUACAAGAUUACAGACAGGCGUCAAUUCAGAGAGUAGAAUCCAAAGUGUUACGUCCGCUGAGUGAUUACGGAAAUAUCUGUAAACAGGUCAAGUCCGGUGUGAAGACAGAACUCACAGCGAUCAAAAAGGAACAGAAAAUGGUACAACAGCUUCAGAAAGUGAGAACGAAAAGUCCAGCUGAUGCUCAUCAAAUUAGUCGGGCAGAAACAGAAGUACAGAAAGCAUCUGCUGACGCCUCUAUAGGAAGUAAAGCCUUGGAGUCACAGCUAGAUUUGUUUGAGAAAAACCGACUUCAUGACCUCAAGAAUAUCAUGAUGGACUUUGUGAAUGUUGAGAUGAUGUUUCAUGCCAGAGCUUUGGAAUUCUAUUCCAAGUGUUUUGAAAGUCUAGCACUAGUAGACGAGGAAAGAGAUUUAGAUGAAUUCCGACGGAAGCUACGGCUUGCUAAAGGUAUGAAUCCAGAGGAGUACAACAGGACAUUGGAAAGUAUCGGAACAGGCACGUCCUCUGGGAUGUCCACCACAAUAGGUAGUGGAUCCAUGGAAACGGAUACAUACGGGGACACAUAUGGCGACUCGUCAAUGUCUGGGUCUCGACGCGUACGCAUCAACACCAGAGGGUCAACAAUGUAUGGAGAUGAUGAUGACGACGACGACGACGAUGAUGACGAUGAUUAUGAAGAUGACCUAUCAACACGACGAUGAAAAUAUGUAGGCAAAUAGUUACAAUAUCAUUAUUAAUUUUAUUUAUUUUUCAUAUUACAUCAAGCAUGAAUCUCUUUACACACAUUAAUUUGCAUUGAUGCUUAAAAAAAAGGAAACUGGAAGGAAAAGUGGAUUAUUAAAUGAAAAUAGAUUUGUAGGUAAAUUCUUUAAAUGAAAUCGUCCCAACAGUUAGAAAAUAUAUAUAUUUAUUCCUUUAUCUGUCAGAUGUAUAUGUUGUACUUGGGGAAAUAGAGGGACCUUUACCUCGAUUAGGAUGACCAUGGAAAGAAGAUUGGAAUUUAAAUGGCUUGAAAUCAAACAAUGUAAAAGAAACCACUCUAUGAAUAUGUACUCUAAAUUUUACAAUUUUUCACUGUAGUGCUUCCAUACAUUGUAUAUGAAAAUGAACUUUAUUUAUACGAAUUAUGUCGUUUUCAAAUUGCCCCUUCU
Molecule: messenger RNA, 1506 nt
Organism: Pecten maximus
Lineage: Eukaryota; Metazoa; Mollusca; Bivalvia; Pectinida; Pectinidae
Product: protein FAM92A-like
Exons: 11
Coding region: 67-1056 (329 amino acids)
Biological process (GO): cilium assembly
Cellular component (GO): ciliary transition zone; ciliary basal body
Source: RefSeq, a predicted model, not a curated record